AUGGACGACGAGGACUUCCUGCAUUGGGCCAAGGAUGAGGCCGCGCGUUUUUUCGGCACGGAGGAGGACGUGCGUCGCGAAAAGCAGGACUACGGUAUGUCCGACGAGGACUACUUUCUGGGCGAAAUCGGCCGCAUGUUGCAGACACCGGUCCCGAAAGGGCCCCAUCACGUUGACACAGGAGCGCGGUCCGCUCUGGACGAGCUGGACGAGGCGCUGGGCGACAUCCAGAGGCACGGCGCCACGCAUGACACCAUGACGGUCCAGGCCAGACCGCACCGGACCGGACCGCGCGAGGCGUCGUCGCACCGGGAGCUACGCAGCAGGGCGCACGGAGCCCCCACGGGCUACGCGGCGCGGCGGUUGCCGGGCAAGCAGCACGCGGAGCACAGCGCCGGCGCUCCGGCCGCGCUCGCGAGGGCGCACUCGCACGCCGGGGGGUACGCCGCGGCGCACGCGGCAGCGCGGGCGUCUGGGGUGAGCCACUACGGCCUGCGCCGAUGGGACAGCAGCACAGCUGUCGAGGGGCAGCACAUGGGCACCUCGACCAGCAGCGGCCUCCGCACCGCCGCGCCGUACCUGCCGCCCCCCGCCGCGCCCGCGCCGCACCCCGCCGCCCCGAAGCCCGCCCCGCGCGUCUGGGACGCGUACGAGGCCGUGUGCGACCACGGCCGCCGGUCCCAGCAGAACUCCCACGGCGGCGCGCGCGACGCGUGCGGCCCCUUCGACUGGGCCGCCAACCUCCGACGCGCGCAGGAGCAGGGCCGCGCCGUGCACACCGCCGCCGAGGACGCGGUCCAGCGGCUGCUCCGGGGCCCGCGGUCGGUCGUCUCGGGCGUUCUGCGUGCGUCAGGCCGGUUCUGCGAGCAGAUGAUGCGCAGCGCGGACCACGUGCUGGUUGCCGAUGCCGGCGGUGCGCGCGGGCAGGUGCUGCCGAGCGCGCUGCGGACCGCCGGGUCGCGCGGCGGGUCGCUGCAGGGCUCGCGGCACGGCUCGCCGACGUCCCGCGCGGGCUCGCGCGCCGGCAGCGCGCACGAGGCGCAGCAAGCGGCGCCGCCGCGGUACGUGUGGGCGUGGGUCACGGAGAAGCAGGCGAGCAUCGGGCGGCACGCGGCUAGCCAGGACGGCGCCUCGCCCGUCAGCGGCUGCCUGCUGGAGCUGCGCGGCGUCGAGGCGGCCGCGCGGCACGGCCGGGUGCUGUUGCAGCUCGGGUUCGUCGCCGCGGCGCCGGAAACGGUGCCGGCGACGUUGCGGAUCGAGUCCGGCGACAGCCUGACGCAGCCGUUCGCGCAGAUCGCCCCGGACGUCCCGCUCGCGGCGGUGCUCGGCCGCGGUCCCGUCCCCAUGUACCCGGUGUUGUCGAUCGACCCCACGCGGCUCGGGCGGUACGUGAGCCUGACGUUCACCGGCCUCGCCGACGGAAAGAAGCAGGGCGGGACCGGGAAGGCGAAGCAGGGGCGGAGGGAGCCGGCCAGGCACGCGCUGGUGCACCUUGCGAUGUCGUCGUCGCGCCGCGCCCCCGGGGCGGCCCUCGACGCUGCCGUCGACGUGCACGCCCCGAUCGUGGCCGCACCUGCCGAGGACGGGGCUGGGCUCGCGGCGGCGAAGGACGACGCGCCGGCGGACGCGGAGGGCGACGGACAGCGCACCGUGCCGCCAAAGGGCGCGGCCGCGGCGCCGGCGCGCGAGCCCACGAAGCCGACGGUGCGGCUGUUCUGGUCCAAGAUCGCCGCGCGGCAGGCCGAGGGCUCGGUGUGGUCCCAGAUGGACCUGGAGGACUUCGCAGCAGGCCUCGACUUUGAGUCUCUCGAGGAGGCCUUCCAAGCCAAGCAGUCCGGCAGCUCCGGGACCGCGACGGCCAUCGCAGCCGCCCUCGCGCGCGCCCGCGAGGCCCACACAUCGGUCCUGGACCUCCAGCGCGCCCGCAACGUCCAGAUCGUGCUGGCGCGCGUGCGCAUCCCGCUGGACGACCUCGGCGGCAUCGUGCAGCGCCUCGCGACCGCCGGGUUCUCCGGACCGGACGGCGACGCCGCGGCGGCCGCGCCCGAGCUCUCCGCGAACGACGUGCAGGCGUUGCUGACCGCGAUGCCCACGGACGCCGAGGCGCGGCAGCUGUGCGCGUACGUGGCCGGCGGGGGCGACGUCGCGCGGCUGGACCCCGCGGACCGCUUCAUGCUGCGGUGCUUGGAGGUGCCGCAGCUCGGGCAGCGGCUCCGCGCGAUCCGCGCGCGCGCGAGUGUGGGCCCGCGGACGGCGGCGCUGGCGGCGGCCGCGGACACCAUCGAGCGGGCGUGCGCGGAGGUGCGCGGGAGCGACACGCUGCGCGCGGCGCUGGGGAUCAUCCUCGCGGUGGGGAACUUCUUGAACGCCGGGAACAAGGCCGCGGGGAACGCGCGCGGGUUCGCGCUCGAGACGUUGGCGCGGCUCAAGAGCGUCCGGGACACGCGGCCGGGGCAGAAGAACCGGACGCUGCUCCACUUCGUCGCGAGCGAGCUGGUGAAGUGGUGCGAGCGGGCCGGGAAGCCGCUGUCGUCGCUGCGGCUGGUCGGCGGGCUGACGGCGAGCGCCGACGUGGUCAAGGGGGGAGUGCCGCCCCUGUCGGGCGAGGCCGCGCAGAUCGCGCGCGAGCUCGACGCCGCGCGCGACGCCGUCCUCGAGAUCCGCGCCGCCACGGACGCCGCCGCGGCCCCUGACGCAGGAGGACCGCCAAAACCCCCCCCGGGGGACACAAAGGGCGACAGCCCCGGGAACACGUCGCAGACCGACGGCGAGACCAUCCACACCACCGAGGUCGACGACGCGUCGUCCGCCAAGGACGCCGCGCCCCCCCCGCAGCCGCGGCCGGUCGACCCGUUCUGCGCGGGCAUGCUGGCGGUCUUCGACCAAGCCGCCGCGCAGCUCGCCGAGGCGCGCGCAGCCGCGCAGGCGUCCGAGGACAAGCUCCGCGCGGUCGUGGACUUCUUCGAGGGCCGCAACGCGGCCCCGGAGGCCCGCCAGCCCGCGCAGUUCUUCGCGCGGAUCGUGCAGUUCGGGGCCGACCUCGACGCGGCGCUGCGGGAGGUGUCCGAGCCUUACGCGGCGGAGGCGGCCGCGAAGGACGCCGAGAGCGCCGCGGCGCGCCGGGCGUCGUCCGCGGAGCCGUCGCGGCGCGCGCCGGGCGGCGCGCAGACCGUCCUGGCGGUCAAGGCCUACGCGAGACUCCCCCCGGGUAUGAGGAAGGCGAUGCUGACGGAGCGCGGGGCGCGCGAGCGGCUCCGCGAGCUCGGGAUCGUGCGGCGGCACUCGGACUGCGAGAUCGACGUGCUGCGCGAGCGCUUCGGCCCCGACGCGGCGCCGCGAGCGGCCGCGGUGGUCGCGGGCGGCGAGGGCGAGGCCCCCCCGCGCGGCGGCGACGAGGUGGCCCGGGCGCUGUACAGCCCCGUGGUGGACGCGUCGGGCUCCGCGACGCCGACGUCGUCGGAGGAGGCGGCCCUGCGCGCGCCGAGGUCGCCGGACGCCGGGCGGGCGUGGCACGAGCAGCUGGAGGCGGCGGCGGGGUCUGGGACCGCGCGGGAAGCGCCGGCGUCGAGCGUGGCGCGGGAGGCGAGCCUGGCGUGGCAGCUGGCGGCCGAGGCGCAGGCGCAUCGCGCGCGGGACGCGGCGCACGCGCCUCCCGGGGAGCAGCAUCCGGGGGGGGGUGCGGAGGGCGUCGCGACGGGGGCGAUCGCGGAGGAGUCCGACGCGGACGACUGGCUGCUGGACGGGACGCCGAUGUCUGCGGAGCAGCCCUCGGGCGCCCGCCUGUCGUUCUGCUGCGACACCCCGGACACCCCCCCCGACUCGCACUCGCCGCCCGACACCGACGCGGGCCCCGCCCAGGACGACGACGACGACGCGCCGUCGCCCGUCCUGCACCACACGGUCACGUUCCCGCUCGCGCGCACGCCGCUGUCGUCGGUGCCGGAGUCGAGCCGCCUCACGGAGUCGCCGCGGGACGCCGCGCCGUCGCCGCUCCCGUCGUCCCGCAACACGUCGAUGGGCACGCCCUCGCGGUUCCUCGCGACCACGCCGCCGGCGAGCCCGCUGCGCGUGCCGCAGGGCGUCGGCCGCGCGAUGGCGUCCGCGGCCGGCAACGGCGACGGGUACGAGUCGCCUGGGCCCGAGGGUCUGGGAAUCCCCGUCUCCGUGUUCACGCUGAGUCUGGGGCGCAGGAUGGACCCGGACCUGCUCACGAGCCACGAGCUCGCGUCCGGGAUGAACACCGCGCGGUCGGAGCUGUCGUCGUUCUCCGCCGACGCGCUGGGGGCCGCGUGGCCGGUGCCGCGGCUGGCGGUGGCGCGCGCGAUGGCGGCGGGCGACGACGACUGGAACCCGCCGUCGACGCUCCGCGCGCACGAGGUCGCGGACGACGUCGCGGUCACCGCGCGGGGUCCCCCGAGCUCGCGUCGCCCGCAGGGGGACCAGCGCCCGGCGGCGCGCAUGGUCGACCCGGCGUCGCCGGCGCGCGGGUACGCCGGCCGCGCCGCGGCGCAGAUCGAGCAGAUCAAGAGGAACGCGGACGGCCUGCGCCGGAAGCUCAGCGACGCGGACGCAGCGACCCCGUCGAGCUCCGCGUCGAUCCUCUCGCUCAGCACGGCGUGGACCGCGACGCCGCUGCCGCCGACGUCGGCGCUCGAGGGGCCGGACCCGACGUCGGAGCCGCGCUUCGCGCCCUCCGCGCCCUCCGCGGCGCCCGCGGCGAAGAAGAAGAAGAGCAGGAAGAAGAAGAAGGGCGCGAAGAAGAAGAAGGCCAAGGCGACCGCGGCGCCGCAGCCCGCGGCCCCGGCGGAGGACCCCACCCCCACGCCCCCCCCGGCGCCGCUGCGGUCCGUCUUCUCGCUCGCGGCGGCGCUCGAGCCGCGGUCGCUGAGCGCGUCGGGGCUCUGGCACUGCCCGUCGCCCGACGUGCGCGACAGCGGCGGCGAGCGGCGCCCGGCCGAGCGCCCGGCGGCCGAGGGCCCGGUGUCGCCCGUGCGUCGCCUCAGGACCCUCGAGGGGUUCAGGGCCGCGAUGGUGGACAUGGUGACGUCGCCGGAGCGCAAGGCGUGGCGCUCGGAGAGCGACAAGCUGCGCGCGGCGGGCGGCAAGGGGGACGCGAAGAAGGGCGGGGGGGGGUUCCGGAGGGUGUUUUCGCUGGGACGCAAGCACCAGGGCGCGCCGUCGUGA
Pedinophyceae sp. YPF-701 is the source of this 5184-nucleotide messenger RNA. NCBI's taxonomy places the organism in Eukaryota, Viridiplantae, Chlorophyta, Pedinophyceae. The record is from the annotation of a GenBank genome assembly.